Messenger RNA from Punica granatum (pomegranate), 2849 nucleotides. Lineage: Eukaryota; Viridiplantae; Streptophyta; Magnoliopsida; Myrtales; Lythraceae. The record is from RefSeq and is a predicted model, not a curated record.
CUUACUCUGCAGAGUUGCGUGAGCAAAAGAGAUAACUGCCUAUCACUGAGCGUUGCUACGUCCCUCUCCCUCCCCUCUCGAGAAGGAGCAUUCCUCCCUGGAAUGCGCUUCUGCUGAGUCGGUUCUCUCUCUGUCUAGCGUUCUCCUCACAGCCAUUCUCAUCGGAGCUUGAAGUCGCCGGCUGACUAUCGUCUGUAAUCAGGUGGUCAACAAUGACGGUCACUCCUAAGAUCUCCAUCAAUGAUGGCAACCUGGUGGUCCAUGGGAAGACCAUCCUGACCGGUGUGCCGGACAACAUUGUGUUGACCCCUGGAUCGGGAGUUGGGCUUGUUACUGGUGCAUUCAUCGGUGCUACGGCUUCGCACAGCAAAAGCCUCCAUGUCUUCCCUGUUGGAAUAUUAGAGGAUCUCCAGUUCAUGUGCUGCUUCAGGUUCAAACUCUGGUGGAUGACCCAAAGGAUGGGGACAUGUGGGAAAGACAUUCCCCUUGAAACACAAUUCAUGCUUGUAGAGAGCAAGAAUGGCGAUGAAGGUGGAGAGGUAGAUGAUUCUCCAACCAUCUACACUGUCUUCCUUCCUCUUCUUGAGGGCCCAUUCCGUGCUGUUCUGCAAGGCAAUGAGAAGAACGAGCUCGAGAUUUGUCUUGAGAGUGGAGAUACUGCAGUUGAAACCAACCAAGGUCUUCACCUUGUUUAUAUGCAUGCUGGGACCAAUCCAUUUGAAGUCAUCAACCAGGCUGUGAAGGCUGUGGAAAAGCACAUGCAAACUUUUACUCAUCGCGAGAAGAAAAAGUUGCCUUCUUUCCUCGAUUGGUUUGGUUGGUGCACUUGGGAUGCAUUUUACACUGAUGUCACUGCUGAGGGUGUUGAUGAAGGACUUAAUAGCCUAUCUGAGGGUGGCACCCCUCCUAAAUUCUUAAUUAUUGAUGAUGGCUGGCAACAAAUUGAGAACAAAGCGAAGGAAGAGGCCAACUGCGUUGUGCAAGAAGGAGCUCAGUUCGCAAGUAGACUUACCGGAAUUAAAGAAAACUCAAAGUUCCAGAAAAAAGCCCAGGAUAAUGAACAGGUUCCUGGAUUGAAGCUUGUUGUAGAUGAAGCCAAGCAACGACACGAUGUGAAGUUUGUUUAUGUGUGGCAUGCCCUCGCUGGUUACUGGGGUGGUGUGAAGCCAGCUGCUGAUGGAAUGGAACACUACGACACGGCUCUGGCUUAUCCGGUUCAGUCGCCAGGUGUUCUUGGAAACCAACCCGAUAUAGUGAUGGACAGUUUGGCCGUUCACGGCCUUGGGCUGGUCCAUCCAAAGAAAGUUUUCAACUUCUACAAUGAGCUUCACGCCUACCUGGCUUCCUGCGGUGUUGAUGGAGUGAAAGUUGAUGUUCAGAACAUUAUUGAGACUCUGGGUGCUGGUCAUGGUGGAAGAGUCUCUCUCACUCGCAGCUAUCACCAGGCCCUUGAGGCUUCCAUUGCCCGGAACUUCACUGACAAUGGGUGCAUUGCUUGCAUGUGCCACAACACUGAUGGGAUUUAUAGUGCUAAGCAGACUGCUGUUGUGAGAGCCUCGGACGACUAUUACCCGAGAGACCCUGCUUCCCACACCAUUCACAUCUCUUCUGUGGCCUACAACACACUUUUCCUCGGGGAAUUCAUGCAGCCAGACUGGGAUAUGUUCCAUAGUCUUCAUCCAACAGCAGAGUAUCAUGGUGCUGCUCGUGCCGUCGGGGGUUGUGCAAUCUAUGUCAGUGAUAAGCCUGGGAACCACAACUUUGAUCUAUUGAAGAAGCUUGUCCUGCCUGAUGGAUCUGUCCUCCGGGCCCAGCUGCCGGGCAGGCCUACACGGGAUUGCCUCUUUGUGGAUCCAGCUCGAGAUGGAACCAACUUGCUCAAGAUAUGGAACUUGAACAAGUGCAGUGGUGUGGUCGGUGUGUUCAACUGCCAAGGGGCAGGCUGGUGCAGGAUUGCAAAGAAGACUCGCAUCCAUGAUGCUGCACCCGGUACUCUGACUGGUUCGAUCCGUGCUUCUGAUGUUGACCUCAUCUCUCAGGUCGUGGGCCCAGAUUGGAAGGGGGAGACUAUAGUCUAUGCAUACCGAUCAGGGGAGAUUGUCCGGCUACCUCAAGGUGCGUCCAUCCCAGUCACUCUCAAGGUUCUGGAGUAUGAGCUCUUCCAUAUCUGCCCAGUGAAGGAGAUCACCUCCAACAUCUCCUUCGCCCCGAUUGGCCUCUUGAACAUGUUCAACAGUGGCGGGGCUGUCGAGCAGUGCGACAUUCGCAAGGACAACAAAGCAGAGUCCUUCGAUGGUGAAGUUGCCUCGGAGUUGACCACUGCCCUCAGUGAGAACCGCUCCCCGACAGCGACCGUCUCCCUCAAAGUGCGAGGGUGCGGGCGUUUCGGGGCUUACUGCUCUCAGCGCCCGCUGAAGUGCACUGUGGGGAGCGUGGACCAUGCAUUCGAGUACGACUCGGCCACGGGGCUGGUGACCGUGGAAAUCCCGGUCCCACAGGAGGAGAUGUACAGAUGGCCGAUUGAGAUCCAAGUCUGAAGUACAUUAAUCUAUACUUAAGCUUUUGCAAAUUUACUGUACCAUUAGCAGUAAUAACGGUACGGUGAUAAUAUUGGGUGGUGACUUAGGAGAUGUCACUGAUCGGGGGGGCGGAUUAGGGGAAGUGGCCGCGAGGCUGUUGAUGGUAAUUGGUCGGUAUUUGGCGUGGUAGUUUUUAACUUCGGUGUAAUGGGGAAAUCAAAAUGGUGUUUUUAUCUAUGUUUUGCAAAGAGAGGGAGCCUAAAGACUUCUUGGAAGAUGUCCUCGAUAUGAUGCUUGUCAGUAAUAAUAAAAGGGCUCUUUUAUCCUCUA